Henningerozyma blattae CBS 6284 is the source of this 2700-nucleotide messenger RNA. RefSeq lists its product as uncharacterized. NCBI's taxonomy places the organism in Eukaryota, Fungi, Ascomycota, Saccharomycetes, Saccharomycetales, Saccharomycetaceae. The record is from RefSeq and is a predicted model, not a curated record. Gene Ontology annotation, molecular function: protein binding. The transcript has a single exon. Bases 1 to 2700 code for a protein of 899 amino acids.
AUGAGUGGCAUUGAUAAUGGUACGAUACAACAAUUAGAUGAUAAUAAUAAUGAUAGCAUAACAAAAAAAUCACUCCUGCAGGAUGCUUCGACAUUACUGUUGUUUUCUAAAGGUGAUACUUCAUCAGCUGGAAGCAAUACUGCUACUGCAAAUACAUCUUCUCAAAAUGUUUUAUCUCCUGGCCCUGCUGCCUUGACUCUUCUAAAUAACGACGUUGCAAAUAACAAUAAAAGUAGAAUGAGCCAAACAAGCCCGUCCACCGCCGAUGCGAAUCAGAAAGGUUUGUUGGCCGCAGCAGCUUUGGCAGAAGCUGCAACGAAUCCAUUACCUCCAAAAAAGAACAACCAUUCAGCUUCAUCUACAGAUUCUACUUCUAAAAUAUAUAAGGAAGAGACUCAAAGAAAUAUAUCACAGGGCACAAUAAAGGAAACACCAAAAGAAGAGGCAAAAAUAAUGGAAACAACUGCCGUUGCUAUACCUGAUGAUUAUAUAGUUGAUAUUGAUUCAGGUAUAAUUACUUGUAUAUGUGGUUUUGAAGAUGAUGAUGGGUUCACAAUUCAAUGUGAUCAUUGUCAUAGAUGGCAGCAUGGGAUAUGUUUUGGCAUUGAUUUAAAUUUUGUACCAGAGGAUUUUCUUUGUAAUGUUUGUCAACCAAGAAAAGAUAUUAAUAUUAAAUUUAUUAAAGAGCUACAAAAGAAAAGAUUAAAAGAAAAUAAUAAGAAUAAGAACUUGACAAUUGUCACGGAUCCAAAGGCGAUUGUCUAUUCUGAUUCAAACUCCAACACAAGUUUAACAAAUAUUAAUUCAACAACAAAUAUAACAGGAACUACUGGAGUGACUGAUUCUCCACAAUCAUCUAAAAAGAGGAAAAGAAAUCCCAGCAGUAGCGGUAAUAAUAAUAGAAGAAAUAAUGAUUCAAGAGAUAGUAGUAAUGAAAAAGAUAGUAAUAAUCAUUCAUCAAAUUCAAAAAAGAGAAAAUCAAAUGCAAGUACAUUAGAUCCAAAUUAUGGUAAUAAAGACGGGAAUAUUGAUUCAGAUUUUUUAAUCUCAGCUGAGAAAGCUUAUGACACUUUAUACACUCAUUUGAUUGAAAAUGAAUACAAGGAUAAAUACAUUAAACUGUUUUUAGAUAACCAUAAAGAUGAUGAUUGUGUUGUUGAUUUGAUUAACUCUGCUCAAUCAUUUGAACCAAUUCCAAUAAAUAUUAAAUCUUAUACAAUUGACGUCGAAAAUAAUAAAGGUAAUGAGACUAAUAAUGAUACCGAAGAGGAUUCUACUCAAUUUAAAGGUUUCACUCAAUUAGGCGUCUUUAUUUCAAAAGAUUGCAGUCGCAGUGAUUUAAUUCAUGAAUAUUUAGGAAUAAUAGACUUCAACAAAAAUUAUUUACUGGAUUCUAAAAAUCAAUAUAGAAUAUGGGGGACAACUAAACCAAAAGUAUUUUUCCACUCAACUUGGCCAAUUUUUAUUGAUUCAAGGUUAUCUGGGAAUUUGGCGAGGUAUUUGAGAAGAUCAUGCAAUCCAAAUGUAGAAUUAGUUACUAUAAAAACUAAAGAAAAGGCAUCGGAUAGUAAAAUAAAAUUUGUAUUGAGAGCUACAAGGGAUAUUAAACAUGAUGAAGAACUAACUUUACCUUGGAAUUGGGAUUUAAACCAUCCUAUUAGACAACUAAUUCCUCAUAAUAAUGAUAAUAAUGACAUUAGAUCAUCUUUUCAAAGUAAUAUAGAUUCUAUGGAUGAAAAAAAUAAAUUCUCAUUAAUUUAUUCCAUAAAUACAAUAUUGAAAAGUUGUGAUUGUGCUUGUUUAACAAAUAAUAACACAGACAAUUGUCUGUUGUUAAAGAUUAAAAAAUACUCACUAGACCAGUUAAAUUCAAUUAAUAUGAAUACUAAACAUAAGAAAUAUAAUAAUAUUUAUAAAAUGAACGAGUAUUUGAAUAAUUUACAGAAAAGAUUUUUGCCUAAAAUAAGACCAGCUCCAAUACUAGAGAAUUUAGUUCUCCAAACUGAAAAAUAUAAUACAGAUCUUCAGAUUUAUAAAAAAAUUCAAGAAAUGAAUCAGGCUAAAGAGUCAAAAAAUGUGAAAAAGAUAUAUUCUAAUGUUAAUAUUUUUACAAAUACAAAGGAUCUUACAUCUACCUUGACUAAUACUCUAGAAGAAUCACAAGAAAGCAUUCUAAAUAAAAGAAAAUUUCCACAGAGAUUUGAUUUACUACGUAAAAAGUUUCGUUCCAAUAAUAUUCUAUCCAAGCAUAGAAAAAAUAAUGAUUCUUUACCAUCAUUAACAUCAUCCAAUGACCAAAUAAUACAUAUUACAAAAUUAUUAGAAUUCGAUGAAUCCAAAGUUACAGAUAUUAAUUUAUUACCGACUCCAAUAGAAUUAGCUACAAGCAUACCUAGCCUUUAUAAUAAACAAAUGAAUCUUGACAAUAAUAACAUUCAAGACACUAGUAACCGUGAGUCUUCCUCAUCUGUAGACCCCUUACAAACACAUUCAUAUAUUAAUGAUUCAAAUACUCCCAUUUCAGCUAACAGUUUACCCUCAACUUCAGAUACAACUACUGAGAAUCCUAUUAAUAAAGGAAAUAUUCCAGCUAAUGACAAUCUUUCUAAUAGUAAUGUUCAAAAUAAUUGCUCUCAACAAUUAAAGCCAAUGAGAAAAAAAUUAAGCUUCGCAGAUUAUAGGAAAAAAUUGAAUAAAUGA